Messenger RNA from Amoebophrya sp. A25, 330 nucleotides. The record is from the annotation of a GenBank genome assembly. Lineage: Eukaryota; Dinophyceae; Syndiniales; Amoebophryaceae.
GAGUGAAUGAAUACAGCACUCAAGAAGAUCAAGCUCAACGUGAAAAACGAGAAGAGUGAACAACUUCAUCGGAAGGUGCUUAUAAUCUUCCGACGAUAUCACAGCCUUGAUGAACUUGAUACGAUGACCAAGAAAAUAACUGUUCUUCUGUGAACAGACGUAUCUGGUAACAGACCCAUUUUUCUACAUAGAAGUUGCUAGAGAAGAAGGAGACACUACUAGCAACUACAUCUUCUUCUUCACAAUCAGCACGAAUCGGGAAGUUGUAGGAGAUUUCUUCACGAUUGGAUCACCAUCAUCAACGACGACAACAGCUUGAAGAGUUUUGGC